AUGCUAUAUAGCCAGCUCAAGGCUACAGAACUGGUCUUCCUAUUAGCAGGUCCUAAUGUGAUUGAAUCAGAGGAAUACAUUAUGAAGUUGGCUAAGCACAUAAAGACUAUUACAUCUGUUGGCAUCCCAUUAGUUUUCAAAUCAAGCUUUGUUAAGGCUAAUAGAACAUCAUCAAAAUCUUUUUGUGGCCUAGAGAUGGUUGAGGUGUUGAAGAUACUUGAGAAGGUUAAAGUAGCAUAUGACCUCCCUAUAGUGAUAGAUGUGCAUGACUCUAUCCAAUGUGAAGUAGUCGGCAGAAUUGCAGACAUCAUUCAAAUAACAGCAUUCUUAUGCCAUCAAGUAAAUAUUCUUUACAUCAAGAUCAUUUUGGAUGGCGGAGGUGUUGCAAGUGGAGGUCUUCGAGAAUUAAUACCUUGUAUUGUAAGAACUGCAGUUGCUAUAGGGGUGGAUGGGAUUUUCAUGGAGGUACAUGAUGAUCUAUUGAGUGCACCUAUUGAUGGUCCAACACAGUGGCCUUUUCGCCACUUGGAGGAGUUGCUUGAAGAUCUUGUAGCUAUUGCUAGGAUAAGCAAAGAGAAGAAAAAAAAAUUCAAUAUUGAUCCCACACCAUUUCAUGAAUAA
Messenger RNA from Arachis ipaensis, 621 nucleotides. The record is from RefSeq and is a predicted model, not a curated record. Lineage: Eukaryota; Viridiplantae; Streptophyta; Magnoliopsida; Fabales; Fabaceae.